UCAACCUCUGAGUUGCCUUUAUCUCUCCUGUUUGCCGCUUUGUCCCUCUUUCCGCCUUCCCCCAGGGGUGCAUUUUCUGGUCCUAGCAGGAUUUGAACUGAGCAUGUUUUCUACCAGGGUUGCACUUGGCAGUUGGCACUUGGAGAUCCAGAUCCAAAGCCCACCCUCUGGCCUUCGCCCCGGAAAGGGGGCGGGUGGGGAGCGCGGACCUUAUCUCCCGGGCUCCGCCUCCAGGGGGCUGAGAGCGAGUUUCAGAGCCGCGGCGCUCUGCACUGGCCGCUGCAGGAGACGGGGACUCCGGGCGGAGGGCGGCAAACCCGCUUUAGCCCGGUUUUCGUCCAGGUUGGGGCUGGUCACCGCCUGCGACGCCCCCAUAGCCCUGGUGGAGCACGCAGCUGGCUGCGACGGCAACCUCCACCCUGGACGUCGCCCCAGGAAUCCUAAAACCAAACUAUUAAAACGAAAACAGAAACAUGGCUCACCAUAUUACAUUUCUUUGUAUAGUUCCCGUCCUGCUUCUUCAGACUUCUGUGUUUGCUGAAGACGGAGAAAUAAGAUCAAGUUGUCGUACAGCUCCGACAGAUUUAGUUUUCAUCUUAGAUGGUUCUUACAGUGUUGGCCCAGAAAACUUUGAAAUAGUGAAAAAGUGGCUUGUCAAUAUCACAAAAAACUUUGACAUAGGACCGAAGUUUAUUCAGGUUGGAGUGGUCCAGUAUAGUGACUACCCUGUACUGGAGAUUCCCCUUGGAAGCCAUGAUUCAGGAGAUAAUUUGAUAGCAGCAAUGGAAUCCAUACACUACUUGGGAGGAAACACGAGGACUGGAAAGGCCAUCCAGUUUGCAAUCGAUUACCUUUUUGCCAAGUCCUCACGAUUUCUGACUAAGAUAGCAGUAGUACUUACGGAUGGUAAAUCCCAAGAUGAAGUCAAAGAUGCAGCAGAGGCAGCAAGAGACAGUAAAAUAACAUUAUUUGCCAUCGGUGUUGGUUCAGAAACAGAAGAUGCAGAACUUAGAGCUAUUGCCAAUAAGCCUUCAUCUACUUACGUGUUUUAUGUGGAGGAUUAUAUUGCAAUAUCCAAAAUAAGAGAGGUGAUGAUGCAGAAACUUUGUGAAGAAUCUGUCUGUCCUACACGAAUUCCAGUGGCAGCUCGAGAUGAGAAGGGGUUUGAUAUUCUUUUAGGGUUGGGUGUAAAGAAUAAGGUUAAGAAAAGAAUCCAGCUUUCACCAGCAAAGAUUAAAGGAUAUGAAGUAACAGCAAAAGUUGAUUUAUCAGAAUUCACAAGCAAUGUUUUCCCAGAAGGUCUUCCUCCAUCAUAUGUAUUUGUCUCCACUCAGAGAUUUAAGGUCAAGAAAAUGUGGGAUUUAUGGAGAAUUUUAACCAUUGAUGGAAGGCCACAAAUAGCAGUUACCUUAAAUAGUGUGGAUAAAACAUUGCUCUUUACAACUACGAGCGUGAUUAAUGGCUCACAAGUGGUCACCUUUGCUGACCCUCAAGUUAAGACAUUAUUUGAUGAAGGCUGGCAUCAGAUUCGUCUCUUAGUAACAGAACAAGAUGUAUCUCUGUAUAUUGAUGAUCAACAAAUUGAAAGCAAGCCCCUGCAUCCAGUUUUAGGGAUCUUCAUCAAUGGGCAAACCCAAAUUGGAAAAUACUCGGGGAAAGGAGAAACUGUUCAGUUUGAUGUCCAAAAGUUGCGAAUCUACUGUGAUCCAGAGCAGAACAACCGGGAGACAGCAUGUGAGAUUCCUGGAUUUAAUGGUGAGUGCCUCAAUGGUCCCAGUGAUGUAGGUUCAACUCCAGCUCCCUGUAUUUGUCCUCCGGGAAAACCAGGACUACAAGGCCCCAAAGGUGACUCUGGACAGCCUGGAAACCCCGGCUAUCCUGGACAGCCUGGUCAAGAUGGUAAGCCUGGAUAUCAGGGAAUUGCAGGAUCACCAGGUGUUCCAGGAUCCCCAGGAAUACAAGGAGGACGAGGACUACCAGGUUAUAAAGGAGAACCAGGGAGAGAUGGCGAAAAGGGAGAAGCAGGACCUCCGGGUGCUCCAGGCCAGGAUGGAUCACAGGGAGAGCCUGGAAUCCCAGGAUUUCCUGGAAACCAAGGCUUAAUGGGACAAAAGGGAGAAAUUGGGCCUCCAGGACCACUAGGAAAAAAAGGAGCUCCGGGGAUACCAGGUUUGAUGGGAAGCAUUGGCUCACCAGGUCAGCCUGGAACACCAGGAUCGAAGGGAAAUAAAGGUGAACCUGGACUUCAUGGGAUGCAUGGGGCUUCUGGGCUCAAGGGAGAACAAGGAGCAGUGGGUCCCCCGGGAGAGCCAGGCUACCUGGGCUUACCUGGAAUUCAAGGAAAAAAGGGGGACAAAGGAAAUCAAGGUGAAAAAGGCAUUCAGGGUCAAAAGGGAGAACAUGGAAGACAAGGGAUUCCAGGGCAACAGGGAGCUCAAGGUCAUCAUGGUGCAAAAGGAGAGAAAGGUGAAAAGGGAGAACCUGGUCUCAGAGGUGCCGUUGGACCAAAAGGAGAAUCUGGGAUGGAUGGCCGGAUGGGGCCUGUGGGUCCCCAGGGGCAACGUGGGGAAACAGGUCCUCAGGGACCUCCAGGAUUAGAUGGGAAGCCUGGGAGAGAAUUUUCAGAACAGUUUAUUCGACAAGUUUGCACUGAUGUAUUAAGAGCCCAGCUACCGGUCUUACUUCAGAGUGGAAGAAUUCAAAAUUGUGAUCAUUGCCAGGCGCAACAUGGUACCCCUGGUAAUCCUGGGCCACCUGGUCCUAUAGGCCCAGAAGGUCCCCGAGGAUUUCCUGGUUUGCCAGGGAGAGAUGGUGUUCCUGGAUUAAUGGGUGCUCCUGGACGCCCAGGUGCCCGAGGAUUAAAAGGCCUACCAGGAAGAACUGGGGCAAAGGGGAGCCAAGGGUUUGGGUACCCUGGAGAGCAAGGUCCCCCUGGUCCACCAGGUCCAGAGGGCCCUCCUGGGAUAAGCAAAGAAGGUCCUCAAGGUGACCCAGGUCUCCCUGGCAAAGAUGGAGAUCAUGGAAAACCUGGCAUCCAGGGGCAACAAGGCCCCCCUGGCAUCUGUGAUCCAUCACUAUGUUUUAGUGUAAUUGUCGGAAGAGAUCCAUUUAGAAAAGGACCAAACUAUUAGUGUCUGAUGCCUCAUUCAGCAACCUAGGCAUGGUGCUUUUCUUUUGUGGUCUUUUGCAUCUCAGGAAGAUAACCAACAGUAAUCCCUUGAAAAGAAACUCAAGUACCUCGGUGUUUUUGUUAUUACUGUUUUCCUUAAAGGAAAAAUAUAUGAAAGCUCACAUACUGAUUUUAGAGUCUCCUCAGUAAUUGGGAGCCUUUCAAUUAGUAGCGUUAACUAAAUCUCCAGGGUUUCUUGUAAGUCCAUUGGUUUUAAUCAAAGUUGAGCAUGAAAAACCCCAUUUCCUGUUAGUCCAUUUUAGUCACUGUGAAAUAUUUCACAUUCCACCUCCAUGUAGCUGAGUAUUUGACUUCAAUCUCAUGUCUGUGUAAAUUUCAUGUUUCAUAUCUCAUGACUCACGCUUCUACAUUAGCCAAAACAUGUAUCUGGUAAUUGGAAAUAAGAUCAGGGCUGACAUUCAGCUGGACAGACCUCAUUGCUAUCCCAAUCAUUUACUCCAGUGUCUGUGCCUAUUGGAUGGAGCGAUGGACUGCUGGGCAUUCAAUGUUUUGAGUAUUACCUCUGAAUAAGACUAGUGUGCUACUUAUUUCAUGUGCAAAUUAUCAAAUUUGAUGAAUGGCUAAGCUAAAAAGUAUUGAUGACACAGGGAAUGGCCAAAAUUAUGUAAUAUUGAAACAUUUUAGAAAAAACAUUUCAUUGUCCUUGUUCAGUGUGUUCAAAGAAAACAGAAGUUCAGAAAUACUAAAAAGACUUUCUUCUUCAUACUUGCUGAGUAAUUGGAAUGUCUGUUGUAUGCCUUCAUUUUCCAUUUCACUUAUUACUUGUGUAUGUUCAUAUAUGUUAACUUUCAUUGUAACAAAGCUAAUGGGAAUAAAUGCUGUAGUUGAAUGGAAACUCCUCGGUUCCUACUAUGUCUUGAUAUUUUUAGUAGACUUUAAAUUACUAUAAACAGUCUUUUAUACUGUACUUAAUGCUUUUGUAAGAAAUAUAAUUUGAGAUAUUUCAUUCAUAUCAUUCUCUAAAUUUUGUACUUGCCUGUUAUUCAAAGUACAAUAAAGUUUUGUACA
This is a messenger RNA of Hipposideros armiger (great roundleaf bat), 4198 nucleotides long. RefSeq names its product collagen type XXI alpha 1 chain (gene COL21A1). NCBI's taxonomy places the organism in Eukaryota, Metazoa, Chordata, Mammalia, Chiroptera, Hipposideridae. The record is from RefSeq and is a predicted model, not a curated record. Gene Ontology annotation, molecular function: extracellular matrix structural constituent conferring tensile strength. The transcript has 26 exons. Bases 474 to 3131 code for a protein of 885 amino acids. Gene Ontology annotation, biological process: extracellular matrix organization.